GCAAACAAGAGCGAUGGAGCUUUGCUCCCAUAAGGACUUUGUCCCUCCCUGGAGCGAGAAGCCGGCUGGUGAGCAAUCGGUCUGCAUUGUCAUCAGAGCCAAUUGCAGAAGACCUCACAAAACGCUGCCCUGCGGAAGGGGCGGAAGAAGCCUUUCUCCGCCGUGUUUGUUUCUCUGAUUGAGGAGCUUCCUAGCUCGAGGCGCUGAUCUACUGGAGAGCUUUUUGCUGCUAGAAUGUACGUCGUUUUGGAACUUCUUCUGCUUCUUCCUAUUCUGAUUUAUUCCACCCUCGAAUCUUUCGUGAAGUUUUUUAUUCCUAAGAAGAGAAAAUCAGUCAGUGGAGAAAUUGUACUUAUUACUGGAGCUGGUCAUGGAAUUGGGAGACUCACUGCUUAUGAAUUUGCCAAACUUAAAAGCAAACUGGUUCUGUGGGAUAUCAAUAAGCAUGGAAUUGAGGAGACAGCUGCAGAAUGCAGAAAAUUGGGUGCAAGAGCUCAUGCUUAUGUGGUAGACUGCAGUAACAAAGAAGACAUUUACAAUUAUGCAAAGAAGGUGAAAGCAGAAGUAGGAGAUGUUAGCAUCUUAGUGAAUAAUGCUGGUGUAGUCUACACUGCAGAUUUAUUUUCCACUCAGGACCCUCAGAUUGAAAAAACAUUCGAAGUCAAUGUUUUGGCUCAUUUCUGGACUACAAAAGCAUUUCUUCCUGCAAUGAUGAAGAACAAUCAUGGCCAUAUUGUGACAGUGGCUUCAGCUGCAGGACAUACAGUGGUCCCCUUCUUAUUGGCUUAUUGUUCAAGCAAAUUUGCUGCUGUUGGAUUUCAUAGAGCUCUUACUGCAGAAAUGGAUGCCUUAGAAAAAAAUGGAAUCAAAACAUCAUGUCUCUGCCCCAAUUUCAUAAACACAGGCUUCAUCAAAAAUCCAAAUAGCAGAUUUUUACCUACACUGGAGCCAGAGGAAGUAGUAAACAAGCUCAUGAAGGGCAUACUAACUGAACAAAAAAUGAUUUUUGUUCCAUCUUCUUUAAGUGUUAUAACACUGCUGGAAAGAAUCUUUCCAGAACGUUUCCAGAAAGCCUUGAGAAGAAUCUUCAAUAUCAAGUUUGAUGCAGUGAUUGCAUUUAAAAACAAAACACAAUAAAUGCCUUGGACUCCCUUCCUGAAGAGUAGCUGCUGUUUGAUGUGAUUCAGAUGCAGCUUAGCAGAGACUUAAACAUUUGAGGAUUUCUAUUUUUUCUAAUUCUCCUUCUCCAGUAAUAAAUUUUUCUCGAACUACACUAAUUUUCAUUUGCCUUCUGAUAGUAAAUCAAUCUCAUAUCCAAAAGAUUGGAGAGUGCCCUCAUUUUUGCACCUUCUCAUCACAGCCUAUUCCACUUCUAGAAUGUCUCACAGUAUCCUCUAACAUGUGAUGAUAAUUCUUCAAAUUUCACAUUCAAACGUUUAUACUUCAAUUACAUAUAAGUUUUCUAACAAUUUGAUUCUAGAAGAGAUGACUCAUUCUUUUCUCUAUGAUAUCAUUCAAAACAUUAUUUUACCGAGACCUGUUUUAUCAAUGUCAGAGGGAACUCUUAAUCAGGAAAGUUUCUGUACCCCUGCAGAUCUGAAGAUGUCUGAUAAUUUAAGUCUUUAAAAUUUUCCUGUAAUGCAGUAUCAUCAAGGCAAUAUGUGUCAGAGGUUGAGCUUGAAACCAGAUCUUAUUGUGUCUCUAAUCAAAAAUAGAGCUGUGUCAUUAUCUGAGUGUUAGGUGCAUUUGGAGACAGAACUUCCCUUGGAUAAGAAAUGGCAAUUCAAACAAUUUAGUAAGC
Molecule: messenger RNA, 1801 nt
Organism: Sarcophilus harrisii (Tasmanian devil)
Lineage: Eukaryota; Metazoa; Chordata; Mammalia; Dasyuromorphia; Dasyuridae
Gene: HSD17B11
Product: hydroxysteroid 17-beta dehydrogenase 11
Exons: 7
Coding region: 235-1137 (300 amino acids)
Cellular component (GO): lipid droplet
Molecular function (GO): oxidoreductase activity, acting on the CH-OH group of donors, NAD or NADP as acceptor
Source: RefSeq, a predicted model, not a curated record